CUUAUUUUUCUCGGCCACCCUCUCUCUCUCUAUAAAUAAGUGGUGAGAUGAACGCGGAGGCGUCGAUUUCCCUCCUUCCAAUCUUCAUCCUCUUUGUUUCUCGCGAGGAAUUGGAAUAGAAUCUCUCGGUCUCAGGUCGGAGAACUCUUUGGAUUUCUCUUCUUGGUUUGAAGUUUGAUUUCUUGCGUUCCUCCGUUGGUAGAACCGACGUAAAAUUUGACAUCCGACUUGCUUCUGACGGGCACAAUGGUAGAUUCAAGCAAGGAUGUUAAUGGGGGCUUCCCAGGUGACAAGAAGAUCACAGUUGUUUUUGUGUUAGGUGGGCCUGGCAGUGGAAAAGGCACCCAGUGUGCAAAAAUUGUUGAAAACUUUGGUUUCACUCAUCUUAGUGCUGGUGAUCUUCUGCGUGCAGAAAUCAAGUCUGGUUCAGAAAAUGGUUCAAUGAUCUCCAGCAUGAUAAAGGAAGGCAAAAUUGUCCCUUCUGAGGUUACUGUUGAACUUCUACAAAAGGCUAUGCUUGAGAGUGGAAACGAUAAAUUUCUUAUUGAUGGCUUUCCUCGAAAUGAAGAGAAUCGUGCUACUUUUGAGAAUGUUACAAAAAUUGAGCCAGAAUUUAUACUUUUUUUUAAUUGUCCAGAGGAAGAGAUGGAACAGAGACUUUUGAGUCGCAACCAGGGGAGAGAUGAUGAUAACAUUGAGACCAUAAGGAAGCGUUUUAAAGUUUUUGUUGAAUCCAGUAUACCUGUAGUUGAGUAUUAUGACAUGAAGGGCAAGGUUCGAAAGGUUGAUGCUCUGAAGCCUAUUGAUGAGGUCUUUGAAGCUGUAAAAGCUGUUUUCGACCCAUUUCAUGUGAAAGUUGAGUAGAGCUGCUGUGGACUGCGGUGAUAAUAACCUGCAUUAUAUAACAGGACCUGAUUGGUAAGGCUUCAAUGUUGUUGAUGGCAUCAAGGUUAGGUUAGUCUAAAGCUAAGGCAGACGACAGGAGAGUAACACCGGGAGACAUGAGGGAAGAAUAAGAUAAAUGGCACGCCGAAUGAGGCUCUUCUACUCCCAUGUACUAAACUUAUUUUUUCAAACAGAUUAUGAAUUGCAUCAUUUUAAAGGAACAAAUUUAUAUUUUGCAUAUAUGCAACAAUGAUCUAGGACGUAGGUCUUCUUCAUAUGCAUAACUAGCUUAGAAGAAAUCCAGGAGGAUUUUUUAAUGGGAAAUUAAUAAAACCAUUUUGGGUUGAGGAUCCACUCGUUGAACAUGUAGUAGAAUAUCUAACUGCCUUGAAAGCAAAAUGACUUUCCACUACCCAGAUACCAAAUGCCCCUUAGUGAGAAACUCAAUGGCACAAUUUUUUGGAUUGAGGGUUUUUUUUUUUUACCAUUUUUCAUUUUUUUUUGUCAUGGCGAGUUUGAAAUGUUCCUCAACCUUCAAAUAUACUUUAGCCUUCCCAAGUACAAAUUAUUAAUUAUCUUAGUGUUCACAUUAUUGCAGCUCUAAGUUUGACAAUCUUGGUCAUCCAGAUUGCUUAUCAUCAAUUAUUUUAGCCAUGCUGAGCUUGAAUAUGAGCCUGGAAGCAGAAGACAUCUAAAUUUUUAAAUAACUUAAUUUGUGAUGGUGGUAUACUUUAAAAUGUAG
Molecule: messenger RNA, 1627 nt
Organism: Musa acuminata AAA Group (dessert banana)
Lineage: Eukaryota; Viridiplantae; Streptophyta; Magnoliopsida; Zingiberales; Musaceae
Product: UMP-CMP kinase 3-like
Exons: 11
Coding region: 247-864 (205 amino acids)
Biological process (GO): UDP biosynthetic process; 'de novo' pyrimidine nucleobase biosynthetic process; CDP biosynthetic process
Cellular component (GO): cytoplasm; nucleus
Molecular function (GO): UMP kinase activity; ATP binding
Source: RefSeq, a predicted model, not a curated record